Messenger RNA from Closterium sp. Yama58-4, 5364 nucleotides. The record is from the annotation of a GenBank genome assembly. NCBI's taxonomy places the organism in Eukaryota, Viridiplantae, Streptophyta, Zygnematophyceae, Desmidiales, Closteriaceae.
GAGUUCCACCAAUGGCUAUCCAGCAAGGCGCGAGCCUCGCAGCAUCGCAAGAGCCGGCGCGACACGGGCAGCGAUACCCCCGGCAGCGACAAUUCCGGCAAGGACAGCCGCUACAGUGACAGUCCAAGCAGCAUCAGCAGCAGGAGCAGCCGAACAAGCCGCAGUAGCACCAGCACGAUGACCACCAGCACCAGCAGUGGCGGCUCUGGAAGCUCCGCGGUCCUUUCUGCAGUCACUGGUGAGGCGGAAAUCGAACCUCAGGCGAUCGACGGGGACAACGUGGGCGAGAGUGGCGACAUCCAUGCGACGACGGAAGACGAGGACGUCGUGGCGACGGAGCAGCAGCAGGAGGAGAUGGCUCGCCGCCUGGAGCAGCGGCUCAUGUCGGCCGAGAAGAAACGUUUGGAGCGCGAGGGCAGCAAGAGAGAGCAGCAGGUCAAGUCGGCGCAGCUGCGCCGACAGGUGCGCGCAGCGGCGCAGCAACGCCUCGAGGCUUGGGUGGCGGGCGUGGCGCAGCAGCGCGAGGAGCGCGCGGAGAAGGCGCAGAGCAACCGCGCGGCCAUCCUCACGGCGGGGCAGCAGAAGCGCGCUCAGCACUUGGCGCGCGUCUCCACGCGCACUGCGCAACGUGCUCGUCAGGCGCAAAUCGAGCAGGAGCGCGCAGCGCAGCUCCUCAAGACGCUCUCGGACCGCAUCGCCGCCGCGUCUUCGAAGCGCGACGCGCGCCUGUUAGCGGAGCGGCAGCGCGCUGCGGCGCAGUGGGAGCAGGCGCGGCAGGUGGCGGCAGCCGUUGUGGAACAGCGGCAGCGCGAGAACCGCGAGCGGCGGGAGCGGCUGGAGCGCAAGGUGGCGAAGGCGCGGGGAAGGCGCGCGGAGAUGCUGCGGCGGAAGGGCGGCGGGCGCAGGAGCGCGCUGUACACUCAGACGCUAUGCCGCCGCGUGCAGUGGCAGCUGCUCUCGCGCCGCCUCCUGCGCUGCUGGCGCCAGUUCAAGGGUGCCAAUAAGACCACGCUCGAGCUCGCGCGCGCCUUCUGCGCCUGCCAAGUCAGCCGCGCGCGCCUCUCCCGCCUGCCUUUCCCGCGCGUGGCCGCGCGCAUCCAGUCCCCCGCAUCCCUCUCCGCCACCGACGCGCUCCUGCAGCGCCUGCACGCGCGCCUGCUCGUGUCCUCCGCCGUCGCUUCCGCCUCCGCCGCCGCGUCCCCCGCGCCCUCCCCCGCCAGCACCCCCUCGUCCUCCCCCGCCGCGUCCCCGCAGAAGCAGCCGAGCUCAGCCAGCCAAACCGCGGGCGCAGCGGGCGUGCGCGAUAUCGACCACCUUUUAGCCCAGGUCGCACCUCCCCCAAGCAAACCCAAGCCCUCAUCAUCAGCAGCAGCAGGGGCUAGCAGCGCAGUCGCAUCUACCACUGGCGGACUGGCCGCGGGUGGCGGAGAGGGCGCGCGGAAGGGGCGGUAUCCGCCGCGCGUGUUCCUGUGCGCGUACAUGAUCGUGCUGCACCCCGACGCCGUGCUCUCGUGCCUCACAGGCGAGCGCGAGGCCGCCCUGCGCGUCGCUGCUGCUGCCCUCGUGAGCGCGUUUGAAGGGCUCGUGAGAUUCCUGCUGAGACGACCCACCCCUGCUGCUGCUGGCCCCGCUGCCAGCUCUGUUGCGUCUACCGUGUCUGCCACUCCAGCCGCCCUGGAUGCAAGUCCCUCCGCCGCAGUUCCGGCUGUGUCUGGCGGGGCUCCUGCUGUUGCCGCCGCUGCUGCUGGCACUGCUUCUGCUGCUGGUGAUGGAAAGGCGGCAGCAGCGAAGCCGUUUUCGCAGCAUCUGGCGGAGUUUGAUGCGGCAUGGGUGGAUUACCUCGAGAGAUUCGUUGCCUGGAAGGCGCGUGACAAGGAGCGCAUGGAGGCGGACAUGGUGGCCAUGGCGUGCCAGAUGCACGCCAGCAUGCUGCGCCGCACUGCACACCUCCCUGACGAGCGCAUUUCCGAGGACCUGCAAGCCAUCCGCGAGCAGGUGGCGAAGGACAUUCCCAUGCUGCGCAGCAAGCUGAGGGGGCUGGCCGGAGAAGCAGGAGCGAGGAUGAAGGCGGCCAUGCACCGGGCCUUCUGGGACGCCACUCUCGCCUCGCUGCUCGCCUUGCCGCCCGACACGGCAGCAGCAGCGCGCCUGGUGGGCGAGCUGCGGGAGGAGCUGCUGGGCAUUGCCCCCCGCGGCUGGCACGAUGAGGUCACAGCCAACCUUGCUCUGGAUGAGGCGGACCUUGAGAAGAUGCUCACACAGGGAACGCCUGACGCUUUUCACAGUCUGCAGGCGCUGCUCGCCUAUGCCACGGACCUCACUCUGCGCCUGGGCGCUCCCUUCCGGGAUGAUGCCACGCGUGCCGCUUUGGCACAGCUCAACCACGAGCUGGGCACGCUCGUGGCGACAGGCGGCGCGCGCUCAUUGGCGGAAGCGGUGGUGAAAGGGCUCAAGUUUGCGUUUGAGCGGCUGGAGGAGCUCAAGGCGGACAUAGCAGCAGCACGAGCGCGUCUCACGCCCCUCGCCACCACCGCCGCCACUCUCCAAGCUGCCCUCGCAAAACGUUUUGACCUGCCCGCCUACCCCACCCCUGCUGCCCUCACUGCCUCGUCCUCUCCUGCUCUCUGCCUGUCAACCAUUAAGGAGAAACUUUCACGCACUUUUUCCUGGGUUGCCAGCUCCCUCAACCAAUCCAUCCCCUCUGCACGAACUGAGCUCCAACCAUACCUCGCCACGUCAGCAUCCACUUCCUCCAGCUCAGCAGCAUCAUCAGUAGCUGCCACCCUCCCGUCUGCAUCCGCCCUCCGCACCGGCCAGCGUGCGUUGUCUUCUUCUGGGGCAAGCAUGAAUGGCAGUGGGAAUGGCCGCAUCGACUGGGCGGCAGCAGCGUGUGUGGUGCGGGUGGGGCUGGUGGAGGUGGUGACGUCAGCGGAGGGGGCGGAGGGCGGCACAGUGGCGGAGGCGCUGUGGCUGGACGUGGGCAAGCUGAGGCACGCCCAGAACGAGUUCCAGUGUGUCGUGGUCGUGGCCAUCGGUCUCCUACUGCUGCGUCAGCUACUGGCAGCACGAGCCAUCCUGCCGUCGCCAGCAGUGGAGGCAGUGGUAGCCGCCACGCGCACCACCCUUGCCCGCCUCGUCUCCUCCCCUGACGCCUCCCGCCCUGCGCUCGCCUCAGCCCUUGCCGACGCCGUCAUCGCUGCAGCCAACACCAAGACAGCCCCAGCAGCAGGGGCGCCUGCUGAUGGUGCCGCUAUUGCCUCUGCUGCCUCGGACAGGGCAGGCAUCGAGUCGCUAGCGUCAAGCCUGCUGCUGCGUGCACUCGCCCCCUCUGACGCCAUCUUCCUCCACGUCCGCGCUUCUGUUGCCGCCGCCCUGCGUGCCCUGCUGCUGCUGCGCCCUGUGAGCCAGUCGCAGGCACUGCUGGCUGCCCAGGCUGCACUCAGGAAGGCUGCGGCUGGGGACCUGCUGAGUGGGAGCGAGGUGGGGGAGGGGAGGGGUGAUGGAGGAGAGGGCGUGGGAGUGACCAAGGUGGUGAGGCUGGUGGAGGAGAUGGCUGAUGUGGUGCUGGCAGUGCAUGAGCCUCUGCCGUCCGAUAUAGAAUCCGGUCCGCCUACCAUCGUUCUCCCCGCGAAUGCAGCAUUGCGGCCGCCUCCCCUUCCGCCGCGCUCCGCCACUGUCGGAGGUCGUCCGCCGCUUCCCCCCGCCUCCUCCGAUUCCGCCGGGUUAGAUGGGCCCUCCGCCGCCCCUUCCGCAGCCUACACUCCGCGCCACUCCGCCUCUUACUCGCCACCCACGUCCGGCGGAACCGGCUACUCCGCGCGCCCCGCGCCGUCCCCGCGCGCGAUUCUUCUGCAGCGGUCGCGGUCGGGCGUGCUGAUUGGCGCGCGGUCGUUUGGCGGAACGCAGCUGCCGUGGGAGCCGCCCAAGCGCAAGCCGCCGCAGCACACGGCGGAGGUGGGCGCGAGCGACGCCGUGGCGCAGAGCCUGGACUACGAGCUGGAGGAAUCAGAGGAGGCGCGGGCGGCGGACAGGCUGGGCCUGGGCGAGGCGAUCGAGUACACAGCGGCCAAGUGGGUGCUGGUGCUGCUCAUCGGCUGCAUGACGGGCGGUGCUGCCUUCCUCAUCAACAUGGUGGUGGAGAACGCCAUGGGCGUCAAGCUCGCCCUCACCAUCGAGCUGCUUAAUGGGGGCAGCCCAUUUCUGGCAGUGCUGGUGUACUCGUUAAUGAGUGCUCUGCUAGUGGCAGCAUCAGCGGCGUUGUGUGUGUUUGUGGCGCCAGCAGCAGCGGGGUCGGGGAUUCCCGAGGUGCGGGCAUACCUCAAUGGUGUUGACAUGCCGCACGUGCUCUCGCCACUCACUCUGCUCGUUAAGUGGGUAGCAGCAUCAGCAUCGCUGUGUGUGUUGGAGGAGCGGGCAUACCUCAACGGCGUUGACAUGCCGCACUUGCUCUCGCCACUCACUCAGCUCGUUAAGGUCGGUCGCGAGUCAAUGGCUGGUCACAGCGAGUCAAUGGCUGGUCACAGCGAGUCAAUUGCGGUCAGUGUGUGUGCACUUGGUUUCUCACUUGGUUCUACCAAGUGUGCUGGUCUCCCACCCACUCACCCCUUCCUCCCACCCUCUCACCCCUUCCUCCCACCCUCUCACCCCUUCCUCCCACCCACUCACCCCUUCCUCCCACCCUCUCACCCCUUCCUCCCACCCUCUCACCCCUUCCUCCCACCCACUCACCCCUUCCUCCCACCCUCUCACCCCUUCCUCCCACCCACUCACCCCUUCCUCCCACCCACUCACCCCUUCCUCCCACCCACUCACCCCUUCCUCCCACCCACUCACCCCUUCCUCCCACCCUCUCACCCCUUCCUCCCACCCACUCACCCCUUCCUCCCACCCUCUCACCCCUUCCUCCCACCCACUCACCCCUUCCUCCCACCCACUCACCCCUUCCUCCCACCCACUCACCCCUUCCUCCCACCCUCUCACCCCUUCCUCCCGCAGAUACCUGGCAGCAUGGGAGCAGAAGGAGUCAGGCUAGCUCUGAGCAGGGAGGGCCCUUUGGUUCACAUCGGGGUGACUUUGAGCGGCACUCAGAGGCAAACAGCGACCGCCCUUGGCAAUGGCAUCUCUAACCCCUCACCCUUUCAGAUAGUCGGCAGCAUGGUCGCCGAGGCCUGCGGCCUAGCCCUGGGCACGGAGGGGGCUCUGGUGCACAUGGAGCUCACGUCCUGGUGGAAGAAGAAGGUGGUGUGGAAGGCGCUGUUCACGAAUGCAGUGGGCGCCAUUGCACUGAGAGCGCUCAUGGCGGCGUGCCAGGGGGGGCGGUGCGGGCUGUACAGCGAUGGCGGCUUCAUUCUCUUCGAUGCCCAG